GGCCAAAGCGGUGUUUGCCCAAAGUGGCGUGUUUCCGUGUCGGUGGGCAAGCGGUAUCGGGGUGUUGUCCAUUGGCGUGGCGAUAAGGCCGUUUGCCGUGGAUGGCGUGUCCCCAGAUAGCGGCCCCCGCACCUCCCGCCCGGGCGGAAUAAAAGCCCCGGCGCCCUUGGGUUGCAUUCCAUUUGCUCCCGGGCCUCCCUGCAAGAAACAUGAACAGCCUGGCGGCAAUAAUCGCGCUUCUGGGACUCUUCUGCAGCCCGGCGUUUGGUUCUUACCAGGUCUAUAGGAUCCCGAGUCCCGACGGAGAUUAUGUCCAGCAAACGGUGACCAUCGACAACGAGAACCAAGUGGCCAAUGUCCAUGUCUAUGGCGGGCUCUGCUCUUCGGACACAAUCUUUGACUAUAAACAUGGCUACAUCGCCACCCGGCUCUUCUCCCGCCGCGCGUGUUUCAUCCUGAAGAUGGAGAAGGACUACGUCCCGCUUCUGGAGGAAAUUGGCCGCCUGUCCUAUGAGAAGCAGAUGAUGAAGGAGAUGAUGUCCUCCAGGAACGUCUGGGUGCAGUACGAGCCCAGCGACUCCUUCUUCGGGACCAUCCGGGAGUGGCUCCGGUUCGGCAGCUCCAUCGAGCACCUCUGCCGGGACGUCCCCGUCUACACCGUCAAAAGGGUCGAGAGCGGCUUCCGUGCCAGCGGCUGUGCCAAGACGGGCAUCCUGGGCAUCAUGGGCAUCACCGUCUGCGGAAACCUGGACCUGUGAGGCCUCCUUCUUCUCUGCAAGACCCACCUCCAAAUGCCCUUCCUUGGGGCCUUCCUGACCCUUCCCUUCCGUGUUCAGACCCACGAAUAAAGAAGAGCAAUGUUUUGCAAACC
Anolis carolinensis (green anole) is the source of this 871-nucleotide messenger RNA. RefSeq names its product gastrokine 2 (gene gkn2). Bases 210 to 758 code for a protein of 182 amino acids. The transcript has 6 exons. Gene Ontology annotation, biological process: regulation of cell population proliferation. Lineage: Eukaryota; Metazoa; Chordata; Lepidosauria; Squamata; Anolidae. The record is from RefSeq and is a predicted model, not a curated record.